Haemonchus placei is the source of this 195-nucleotide messenger RNA. The record is from the annotation of a GenBank genome assembly. Lineage: Eukaryota; Metazoa; Nematoda; Chromadorea; Rhabditida; Trichostrongylidae.
UUGAAACACACCUUUUUUGUAGUUGAUAACCAUGUGAUCCAGUUGAUCCUUCGGUUCAUUACGUUUCAAGGUGCCAUCACUUUUCGUAUACAUCGGGUAUUGAUCCCGCCAGUUAUCAAAUCCACCAUCCAUGAAGAGCGGUGAUGAUUUCGGAUGGUGUUCGUGAUUGUACUCAUACAAAGCCAUAGAGAGUAG